AUCAAACUAUCCAUAGCAUCUUAUACGUGAAGACUUUAAAUUUCUACAGAGUCUUCAGUGCAUCAGGCGUGGAGAAAUAGUGAAGUAAACCUAAGCUGUGGUGGUGCGCGUCUCGGACUACCCAGAGGAGUGGUGGAGGGACUGAAGGCCUCGCGCGCUCAGACAAACGUGCAGGAUCUUGGCUGUUAUUUGCCUGUUAUUUUGAUCUGUUAUUUCUUAUCCUGGUCCCGGGAGGUGAUGCGCGUUCUGAGGCACCCGGCAGCCCUGAGAGAUGACAAGUAGUGCGGCGGGGCGGGUGGUGGAGAGCAGCAGUGGGUCACCAGCCAUCAGCGUCGUGGUUACAACCAUCCCGACCAACACCUCCCAGACUGCCUAUGUUGACCCCAUUGGCUCUAAUACAGCACAGCACCCCUUCUCCCAGAUCAAGCUUGUAGGGGUUGGUGGACUGGAGCGGCAACACUACUGCUGUGAUCACUGGUUCCCCACAUCCAAGAGCUACCAUCGGCAUCUGGCAGAAAAGGCUUUCUCAGACACCAGUCAUGAGGCGAAACUGCUGGACCUGGGUAUGGUGCGGUGCACCCACUGCUCCAUGUGGGUCCACUCUGAGAAUAUUGUUGCCCACCAUGCAAAGAGCCAUGGGAACAACAAACAGGCCAAGACAUCGAAAGUGAUCCCAGUGAGCACCAUUGCUGGUAUGUCAGGACUUGGUCGCGAGUCUUUGAUGGGCGGAACAAACAUUGUGAUCAAAGUAGCAGGACAAAAUGCUGCAAGGUCAUUCAGCACUGUUAACUCUAAGACUCAUGUUAGUCCACUUGCAUCAUCAGGCACUGUGAAACUGGUGAGCACUUCAACUAGUAAUCUUUAUCAGAAGUUGCAAAAGAUUAAUCACUCGACUGACAUUGGAAGCGAAAAGGUGAUUGUUCGCAAAUCAAUAUCCAACACCUCACCAAUGGUUAAUGUAGGACCACGCUUAGUGAUGAAAUCAGUCAGACAAGGUGUUGUGCCUUUAGGCAGAAACCACAAGAUGCUGCAACAAGUGACUCAUUCCAACUUGAGUCCAGUCACUAGUAUAAAUAGAGUGCCCUUGGCCACCACUUUUAAAGGGACUAAGAUUAGUCCCUCUGGUUUACCUGCAGCAAGUAAAGAAACUCCAUUUAAACCAGUGGUUUCACAAAGCAACCUUCACAAAAUAUCUGGGAAAAAUUUGAAACUUGUGAAGAAAGGAACUCCAGUUGUUCCAAAAGCUAAAUCUGUGACUACAAAUUCUCACAAGAACCCAGAAUUAUCUGAAAGUACAAAAAACAAAGAAAAAAAUAAACCAUUAAGUAUUGGAGAUGCAUCGUCACGCAAAGUUCAGCAGACCAAGAAACGUCGCAAGCAAGUUUUGAAGCCCAGUGCGAGUGACGUUUCCUACACAGACACUGUUACAGCCCCUACUCCCGACCCCCCUCCUCCUCCUCCUCCUGUGGAAGGAAGAACGAGAUUACGAAAAAAGAAAACAAAGUUACUCUCCUCAGGUGAGAGAAAUACCUCCAAUCCUCCCCCCAACCACAAAGGACAUAGGAGAAAACUGAAAGAAGCCCACGACUCUUACACUCCUAAAAUGGGCAAGCGUCCCAGCCGAGGGAUCCGUGGAAGCUGGAACAAAAAGAAGCGCAGGCCGGGAAGACCAAGGAAGAGCCAGUCAGAGGAGACGCCAGACACCUCAGACACAGAUUCCCUUUUUGGCGAGACGAACAAAGAGGAUCUGGAGAAUGAGCCUGUGGUGGUGGCAGCGGCGGCGGCGGCAGCCAAGAAGGAGGAAGAGAAUAUCCCAACUGUCGAGCUUGACCUUUUCACUCUUCCUUCUACUAAUGAGCAAGUGUCUGUCCUCCUCACAGAACCCCAAAACCCUAAUUUCAAGGUGUAUGCUAGUAUGGAUGCCAUCUUUGUGGGAGACUCUGCUUUGGGGGAUGUCACAAACCAAAUUGGCUAUGUGACUGAUGCCAACAAUGUGGUUUAUGUCAACCCAAGUCACUUCCUAUUUCCUAAUGUGGAGGACCUGGAGAACUUUGUGCCCAGCCCCAUUUUGACCAUGAAGGGGAACAAGGCAGGCGCCACACCUCCCCGUAAGACCUGGACCCUAAACAACAAUAAGGCUUAUCCACACAUCAUCCUCAAGCAUGCUGGUGUCAGUGGCCCCAGAGAUGCCGUAAGCAGUGGCACCAGUUUGGAAAAGGCGAGUAAUGAGGAGGGAGAAUCUCAUAUUUCCGUUUCCUCUACCAAGCCCAAGGUAGAAGACCAUGUCCUGAAGACCACACAGUCUGGCAACACAGUGCUGGUGGCGCAGGAGAGGAAGAGCACCCCCAAGAAAAAGCCAAAGCCCAUGCAAGCAAGUAACUCCUUAGAACCAGAAGCUAAAAUGGUAACAAAGGAGUCUCAGAAGUCUACUACAGAGCCAGUUGUAACCUUGGCCAAUGGGAGUAAGAAAAGAAGCCAUAAGAAAAAGAAGAGUGUCAGUGAAAGCAGCUCUGAGAAGGGGGUUAAGAAUAGCAGUGUGAGUAUUAAGAGUAUUAAUGAGAGCAGUCCGCUGGUGGGAAGUGCAUCUACAAGCAGUCCUGUCCACGUGCCACCCAAGUCCACCACAAGUGUUAAGCUCAGAGAAAAUGGGGAAGUCAUGAACAAGGAACACCCAGUACCAAUUGACUCCUUGAUCCAAAAGUGUGUAGUGAAAAUAGAAGAGUUGAAAUAUCCCCAUAAAUAUGAAAAGCCAGCCCCGUUAUCUCCUAAACUCUCGUGUGACGACAAAGAGGUAAAAACUUCAGCGGACACUUCUUUGGAGGUGUCACAGACUUUGUCCCCUGUUAAGACUGUUGAAGAGAGUGUUGAAGAGAGUGUUCCACAUGAAGAGGCUCCAGUAGAUUCCUCUGUUUUGCAAGUGGUUAGUGAAGACAAGACCAGUCAAGCUGUACCUGAAGAAACCUCUACGCUCCUUCCCAGUGUUGAAAAGAGCGACACACCUCCAGCAGCGCCCCCAGCAGAGGACGCUGUGGCUGAUGAAGAGGACAUCAAGCCUCCAGAAAGUGUGAACGUAACCCCAGAAACAAAUCCUAGUGCUCCUGUGACUGAAGAGAGCAAAGUGUUGUGUAGGACAGUGGGUGGUGGCCUUCCAAGGAGGAUGAGAAGGAGGAGGUUGAGAACUAAGUCUGCAAAUAUAGUGAGUUUAAUUACAGACUCCAUGCAAGAGGUUAGUAAUGGUCAUAACAGAAGAGUACGGCAUGUUAGUGAGAACUCAAGUUUAAAGAACACUGAAGUGGUUGAACAGAAGAGAGUGUUAGUUAAUAGCAAAAAUGAAAGGACAGGAAGUGGCCAUUCACCAAAGAGAAAAUGUGAGAAAGUGAGUGUAAGUGAUUCAGAAAACCUUGUAGACAAUAUUGUACCAAAGGAGGCCAGUGACUCACCCCAAAGCACUACGCAGUUACCCAGCACUACCCCAGAAAAAAUAUUAAGUGAAAGUGCAGUGACCCUAUCAAACACAACACCACCAAGUGCGGGGAAGGGAGUGAAAAAACAUAAGUCAAAGCACGAAAGCAAAGUAAAAACUCCGAAAGUGGAAUCUCAUAGUACUGAAAUGACAUUACCAAUUGAUGUGUCUGGUGAAGUGUGUAAGAAGGAGCCUUCUGAAGAGGUGGAUGUUGAGGAAAAGCCCCUUCAGGCAAGAUCAGUCCGGGAGAGGAGGCCAAGUUUCAAGCUUUUAGAGAGUAUUUCGGUAGCUAGUCAGAGUCCCAAAAGAUUACUGCAAACCAAAGUGGAAGACCCUGUCACUCCAUCAGAACACAGUAUUGACAAACUUGAGAGCACACAACCAAGUGAAAAUGGUUCUGUUUCUCCCAUCACAGUGGACACAUCGCCAUCCCGUGAGUGGCGAGGACGAGGGGCAAAACUGAAGGCACAAGUUCUUAUACAGGAUCAGCAGGCUGGUGUCAUGGAUUCUCAUAUUUACCCACCUAACGAUUCACUUACGAGCAGCACAUUUACUAGUAUAACAGAGCCUCUAAGCCCUAAACUAAUACCGCAGUCACCACCCAAGACACCUCACACAGUAACAGCAAAAACUCCUCCCUCACCUCACACAGUAAUAGCAAAAACUCCUUCUCCCUCUAGCAGUUCUAAGGCCUUCAAGUCACCCACCACUCUACAGAACAGGGAGUGGCAGGCACGUGGAGCCAAAUUGAAGGCUCAGGUGAUGAUCAGUGACCCAUUGAGCAGUUUAGUCCCAUAUGUUGAUUCUGAGGAAAUCUCCAAGCCUUUAACUUCUCCACCUGCCAAAAAAAUUAAGUUGGACUCCUCACCAACAUACACAAAAGACAUUCGCUAUUAUAUCAAGCAGCACCAGUCACAAGCUCCUGAGGAGACUGCCCGUAAACCGUCGUCACCUGUCACCCUUCACUCUCCAAAGUCACCCCAUGCCACUAAAGCCAUAAAGCAAGAGAAGAACACGAGUGACAUCAGAUCAUACUUCAAAUCUGUCUCGCCCUUAACCAAACCCAAGAAAGAGAAAGAGGAGCCUCUUAAAGAGAAUGAAUGCACACCACCAAAGGAGUUGGCCUCCAGACUAUCUACAGAAAAUUCACAGGAGUGCUCCAGCAUGAAAGAUUUACAGUCUAUUAAACCAAUUCCUGUGUCCGAGUGCAGCUUUGAAGGGUUUGCAAGACUUAGAAGACAGUCUGCUUUGCGUUCCAAGGCACUUUUAAGACUGUCUUCCUUGUUGCACACAAAGCGCUGGUACUGCGUGGACAGGUUCCCGUUCCCAGUGGACCAGCUCUGUGACUGGGAUGAUGACCUUCUCCAAGCACUGUCUAAUUAAUAUUAGCCUAACAUGAAACUGUUUAGGAGUCUCAAAGAUUUGUAUUAAACUGUCUUGUGACCCUAGCCCAAGAAUGUUCCUUAGUUUCCUCAUAAGGUUCAGGUUGCUUUUCAUGAAGUUAUUAUAGCAAAUGCCACACUUGUGUGUGUAUAUAUAUAUAUAUAUAUAU
Messenger RNA from Eriocheir sinensis (Chinese mitten crab), 5015 nucleotides. RefSeq lists its product as uncharacterized. The coding region runs from base 272 to 4846 and encodes 1524 amino acids. The transcript is spliced from 2 exons. Lineage: Eukaryota; Metazoa; Arthropoda; Malacostraca; Decapoda; Varunidae. The record is from RefSeq and is a predicted model, not a curated record.